Molecule: messenger RNA, 2611 nt
Organism: Erinaceus europaeus (western European hedgehog)
Lineage: Eukaryota; Metazoa; Chordata; Mammalia; Eulipotyphla; Erinaceidae
Product: protein-arginine deiminase type-4
Exons: 16
Coding region: 77-2098 (673 amino acids)
Cellular component (GO): cytoplasm
Molecular function (GO): protein-arginine deiminase activity; calcium ion binding
Source: RefSeq, a predicted model, not a curated record
CUCACAGGCUUUACACACACCCUAAGAGGCAGACCGGGCUUCCUGUCCUGCAGCUGCGGGGCAGGCUGGCUGAACGAUGGCGCAGGGAACACGCAUCCACAUAACCCCGGAGCAGCCCACCCGUGCCGUGUGCGUGCUGGGCACCAGGAACCAGCUGGAUGUCUACGGCUCUGCACCCGAGGGCUACAUGUCCUUCAGCGUGGAUGCCUCUGCAGAUGUGGUUGUGGAUAUUAUCCGCAGCCCCCCAGCCAAGAAGAAGCCCAAGGGCUCCUCCAAGUGGCCCCUGGACCCUGACGUGGAGGUGAGCCUGGGCAUGAGGACUGCCAGCAGUGACGCAGGUGACCAGAAGGUCCGGGUUUCGUACUAUGGACCGGAGACCACCCCUGUCCAUGCCCUGCUUUACCUCACUGGAGUCGAGAUCUCUCUGCAUGCGGACGUCACUCGCACUGGCAAGAUGAAACUCACCCGCGAUGGGAAGCACCAGGGAGCCUGGACCUGGGGCCCUCGUGGGCAAGGCGCCAUCCUGCUGGUGAACUGUGACAGAGACAAUUCCAAGUCCUCCGCCAAGGACUACGAGGAUGAAGAGGUGCAGGACAGCAGAGACCUGCAGGACAUGUCUCGCAUGACCCUGAGCACCGAGACGCCCAGGGACUUCUUCUCGAGUCACCAGCUGCUGCUCCACGUGGCCACGUCAGAGAUGGACAAAGUCAGAGUGUUUCACGCCGGCCGACACAAAGACCCCUCCAAGUACCAGGCGGUCCUGGGCCCCCAGCAGCCCUGCUACCCUCUGGAGCUCCCUGGCGGCCAGCACAGCACCGACUUCUACGUGGAGGGCCUGGCUUUCCCUGACACCAGCUUCCCAGGACUCAUUUCCCUGCGUCUCUCCCUGCUGGGCACAUCCAGCCCGGAUCUGCCCAGUGUCCUGGUUUUCCAAGACAGUGUGACCUUCCGUGUGGCCCCCUGGAUCAUGACCCCCAACACCCAGCCCCCCAAGGAGGUAUAUGUAUGCAGCAUAUAUGGAAACGAGAGCUUCCUGAAGUCACUGACUGCUCUGGCCAAGAAAGCCAAGUGCAAGCUGACCGUCUGCCCCUCCAAAGAAAACAUGAAUGACCGGUGGAUGCAGGACGAGAUGGAGGUUGGCUACAUCCAGGCCCCGCACAAGACGCUGCCUGUGGUCUUUGACUCUCCACGGAACAGGGGCCUGAAGGAGUUUCCUGUCAAACAGGUGCUGGGUCCAGACUUCGGCUACGUGACUCGGGGGCCCCAAACGGGGGCGGUGAGUGACCUGGAUGCCUUUGGGAACCUGGAAGUGAGCCCCCCGGUCACAGCUGGGGGGAAGAAGUAUCCGCUGGGAAGGAUUCUCAUUGGGAACAGCAGCUACCCCAGUGAGGAGAGCCAGGAGAUGCAUCAAGACUUGCAGAACUUCCUGAGAGCCCAGCUGGUGCAGGCCCCCGUGACGCUCUACUCCGACUGGCUGUGCGUGGGCCAUGUGGACGAGUUCCUCAGCUUUGUUCCUGCUCAUGGAAAGGGCUUCCGGCUGCUCCUGGCCAGUCCCACGGCCUGCUACAAACUGUUCGAGGAACAGCUGAAGCAGGGCCAUGGAGAGGCGCUGCUGUUUGAGGGCGUCAAGAGAAAAAAACAACUGAAAAUAAAGGACAUUCUAUCAAGCAAGAAGCUGAGAGAACACAAUUCCUAUGUGGAGAGCUGCAUCGACUGGAACCGGGAGGUGCUGAAGCGGGAGCUGGGGCUGACGGAACGAGACAUCGUGGACAUCCCCCAGCUCUUCAAGCUCCAGGAGGACUCCAGAGGGCUCCUCAAGGCCGAGGCUUUUUUUCCCAACAUGCUGGGUGCCCCUGCUUGGCAGGUAAACAUGCUGGUGCUAGGCAGGCACCUGGGCAUCCCCAAACCCUUCGGGCCCGUCAUCAACGGCCGCUGCUGCCUGGAGGAGAGGGUGUGCUCCCUGCUGGAGCCGCUGGGCCUCCACUGUACCUUCAUCGACGACUUCUUCGCCUACCACGUCCGCCAUGGGGAGGUGCACUGUGGCACCAACGUGCGUCGCCAGCCCUUCCCCUUCAAGUGGUGGAACAUGGUGCCCUGAGCUGGCCCCGGGCCAGAGGCUCCGUUCUCUCCUAUGGCAGCUGUGAGGAGGCCUGGGGAGGGGUGGCCGCCGGCCUGAGUGGUCACUGCCUCCUCCUUCCAGACGUCCCUGUGAGGUUCAGGCAGUGUGGGCCCAGCGCUGCUGUGAGAGGCCUUGGUCAUGGGUCCGAGCCGCCUGCUCUCUCUGCUCAAGCCCCUUGUAUCCCUUGUAUCCCCCAGUGGCGAGGCUGGUUCUGUGGUCCCCGCCCGAAGGUACGUUCAGCGUAGAUGCAGAUUUUUCUCCUGUGUUAUUUGCUCUUGGCCGCAUAUUUGGUCUAAAAGUACUUGCUAGCAUGAAGUGGGGGGGUGGGGGUGGGGGAAUCCCAGCAUCGCUCUGGCUCGUGCCAUGCCAGGGAUGGAGCUUAGAGCCUUACACUUCAGAGUCCAGUAAUAUAGUCACUGGGCCACCUCUCAGGCCAUGUAAGUGUCCUCCCAUCUCCUCUCUCUCUUUCGCGCUAAUAAAUAAAUAUUUUUA